Molecule: messenger RNA, 318 nt
Organism: Fusarium graminearum PH-1
Lineage: Eukaryota; Fungi; Ascomycota; Sordariomycetes; Hypocreales; Nectriaceae
Exons: 3
Coding region: 1-318 (105 amino acids)
Source: RefSeq, a predicted model, not a curated record
AUGGUUGAUUUUGUGGAGGAUAUAAGCAGCGCUCCAGGAAGACAGACCAAGAAGGUAAAUGGGAUUCUGUUCGACCGCGGCAUCGAGGUGCUUCUUUUUGAGACGGUGCAUGAUUGCGGAAUGAGAUGCGAAUUUCCAUGUGCUCUUGAGUUUCUCAACCAUAAGGAUCUCUGGACCAAAAACUCAAAGUAUUGGAUCAAUGUUUUGCCAAUAACCAACUUUCCCAACACACAAGUGUGGCAGAAUAGCUGCCUAGGUCAAUACAGCAAUGAUGAACUCCAUGCUAUGGGUGAUAAAGAAGCAUUUGUCGAGCCGUAA